UAACUCUUGUCAGGAGUUCUAAGAAAUUUGUCAAAAGUAUGAGGUAGGAAUAUUUUUGGCGUCUGAUGUUGUUGUAGGUAUUCUUGAUGAUUUUAAGGAAAAACAAAUUUUAUAUUCGCCAUUCCCCUUCCAAAUCUGCAUCAUGCCGAAGCCACCAUUUAAUAUCGAAAAAAUAAAUGAUACUUUCAAUUGGCCAGUUUAUUACAGAAAUGUAGGAUAUUAUGUCAAACAGAGGGAAGAAUACGAGAGAAGUUUGAAAUAUUUCGACCAAUCGCUCAAAAAGGAACCGGAAAACAUCCGAACACUACGCGGAAGAGCAGGCGCAAGAGCUAAAGCUAAAAAAUUCAAUGGUGCUAUCGAGGAUAUAAAAAAAAUUUUGAGUUUGGAGCCUGAAAAUAUCUAUUUGAAAGCCGAGAAAGCACUCAUCACGUAUUUAGGUGGUGAGUUUGAGGAAGCCUUAAUACAAAAUUAUAGAAAUGUUCCACUGAGGCAAAAACCAGAUAAUUUCGUGAUGGGCGUGAUGAAUUGUGAUGACGCUAUCCAGAACUGCAUCUCUGAACGUGCCGGCAAGCCAUUGAGAGAUCACUUCAAGAUCAUAAGACGGAUCGCCUGGACCAAAACGAUAGACGCCCAAAGACCCUACAAACCAGUGGCGAAGAAUAGGAAGAAAAAAAGACGAUCUAUAUUCGUAGCACUACCCACCUCCUUAGCCAAGAAGGCCAAAAAGAAGGAAAACGAUUCAAAGACGAGGUUAUCCGAUACAUCCACCGGAAAACUGAUGGGGUCGAUAGCCAUGAUGGACGAAUCUUCAUCUAUCGGAGAGAGCCUGUACAGCCACAACUCUUCCCUUAACAUCACGAUGCCACCAGCGCCACCUUUUCCUCAUCAACCCAUGCAGAGCCGCACCAGCAACAUCGAGAACUAUUUGGCUGAAAAAUAUCUGGACAAGCUGUACCACGAUAAGUUGUACUUGAAGAGCCUUCCGAAUGUCAUGGGUGCAGUGAUAGCUAACGCGAAGGGCUCUAACAAGAUCAAACAUUUGGCGCAGUUGGGAUUCAGGAACGUGUACAAUACUCAGGAAAUGCUUCGGUCUCGUAGACCGUUCUAUUCUAUAAAAUAUCAAGAAGCAACCUCCAUGGGAAAACUGGCAAUGAGAAGACAGAAUGCAUUGAAGCAGCUACAAGAUAUGGCAACAAAACAAGCCGAUUAUAUGAUUUCCAGGAUUGAAGAUGAGAAGAAGAUUCGUAGAUUGAGGAAAGUUUUAGAAUUUGCCGAAAAACUGGUCAGCUUCUGUGAGAUAACAUCUAGGAAAGUGUUCCCGAAGAGGCAGCAAUACAUGAAUCGAAUGCUGGACAUGGUUUGUGAGGCGAUUUACGACAUGAAGAAAUUCUCAAAAUACAUGACCGAGGCACAGAGGGAGGACAGGAUCAAAUUGAUCCUUGGGUUACCGAUGGAAAGGUUUCCCUCUGAAGAUUCUUUGGCUAUCGAUUUGAAAGGCUGGUUCGUGGAUUGGAAAAAAAUGACAGCCCUCUACGAGAAACGCCUAUUCAAAGCAGAAAGUCCAGAAGAACUGGCUUGGCUCUACCACGAGCUAUCGAGAUUCUCGUUCGAAUUGAAGAAGUACGAAAUGUCAAGAAUGUACGCCAGAAAAUGCAUCGGUGAAGCGAACAACUGCAAAAAGUUGAAGUGGAUAAUGAACGCCAUGAUUCUCAUCGUUAGGACUGACAUCAUUCAGAAGAAUAAAAACGACGCCAAAAAUCAAGUCAAGCAUGCCAGGAAGAUCGCUACCAGGUUGAAAGAUGACGAAAUGGGUGAAUUUUUGGACAGAUGCGUGCUUGCAAUUGAGCAAUCCACCCUAGAUGAUAUACUGGGUACUAAGCUCUUGGAAAUGAGGGAGAAGCAAAUUAUCAAACUGUUGGGUACUCAGAAGAUGAAGGAUGAGGCAGCUUAUCUAUUCAAGAGAAUAGCAACUCUUCCAUUGAAUAAGAGGAUGUCUGUCAUGCCUGGUUUCAACUUUGCAGAUGAAAAGGCAAAAACCCUUCCUUCUGCUGAAAAUGUUAUUGGCGAAGUGGCUAAAAAAGCAGAACCAAAACCGAGUGAAAAGAAGAAGGAGAGGGGAGUUGGAUUCCUCAACUUUUUGUAACUUUUAUUCAAUAAAAUAUUGGGCCGAAAA
Harmonia axyridis is the source of this 2173-nucleotide messenger RNA. RefSeq lists its product as uncharacterized. The record is from RefSeq and is a predicted model, not a curated record. Lineage: Eukaryota; Metazoa; Arthropoda; Insecta; Coleoptera; Coccinellidae. Gene Ontology annotation, molecular function: protein binding. The coding region runs from base 143 to 2143 and encodes 666 amino acids. The transcript has 8 exons.